Molecule: messenger RNA, 2024 nt
Organism: Carassius auratus (goldfish)
Lineage: Eukaryota; Metazoa; Chordata; Actinopteri; Cypriniformes; Cyprinidae
Product: RNA-binding protein FUS-like
Exons: 15
Coding region: 160-1758 (532 amino acids)
Biological process (GO): regulation of DNA-templated transcription
Molecular function (GO): RNA binding
Source: RefSeq, a predicted model, not a curated record
GACAUCAUCCCCGGUGCCGCCUGCAGGCUCACGCCGACACAACCGCGUCCGUCUCCGUGCAGCUGCGCAGUUAAUAUCGGUAACCGAAGGUGACUGACUGUGCAGCAAUUUUCAAACUGGUCUUCUGCAGAAGCAUCUUAAAAGAUUUCAAACGCGAUUAUGGCGUCAAAUGAUUAUGCCCAAACCUCAGGCCAUGGUUACGGUGGUUAUGGAGGACAGUCCAACCAGAGUUAUGGUCAACCCUCCGGCCAAACCUACAGCCAGCAGAGCUAUGGCGGAUACAACCAAAACCCAGAGAGCAGCUCUUCUCAGGGUGGAUAUAGUUCCAGCUAUGGACAGUCCCAGUCAGGAGGAUAUGGGUCUCAGCCCCCCUCUCAGGGCUAUAAUCAGUCCAGUCAGUCCUACAGCUCUGGAGGCUACAGUACCAGCAGCCAGCCUCCUCCAGCUCAAAGUGCAGGCUACAACCAGCAGUCCUCUUAUUCGGGCUAUAACCAGCAUCAGUCUGCUCCUCCAUCUGCCUCUAGCUAUGGCAGCAGCUCGCAGUCAUCUGGCUACGGUCAGCAGCAGCAGGAGGGUGGGGGUGGAUAUGGUGCCAGUGGGGGUCAGUCUGGAGGAUACGGGGGCAGUGGAGGACCAAGUGGUGGAUACGGGGGUAGUGGGGGGCAGCAGCAGUCCUCUCAGCAUGGAGGAGGGCCUUACAACCAAUCUCCCAACUACAGCUCUCCUCCACCUCAAAACUAUGGGACACAAACUCAGUACGGACAGGGAGGCUACGGCCAGGAUUCCCCACCAAUGAGUGGAGGAGGAGGCGGCUAUGGUGGCCAGGAGGGUGGAUAUAGCCAGGAUGGUCGAGGUGGACGUGGUCGCGGAGGUGGAGGUGGCUUUGGAGGUCGAGGAGCGGGUGGGUUUGACAGAGGUGGCCGUGGAGGACCCCGUGGCAGAGGAGGAAUGGGAAUGGGUGAUCGUGGAGGAUUCAAUAAGUUUGGUGGGCCCAGGGAUCAUGGAGCUGGUGGGCCCAAUAUGCAGGAGCAGGAUAACUCUGACAACAACACCAUCUUUGUACAAGGUCUUGGAGACGACUACACCGUGGAGUCCGUAGCAGAUUUCUUCAAACAGAUCGGCAUCAUCAAGGUCAAUAAGAAAACCGGAUUACCCAUGAUAAAUCUGUACACAGACCGAGAGACAGGGAAGCUUAAAGGGGAGGCCACGGUUUCCUUUGAUGACCCUCCUUCUGCUAAAGCAGCCAUUGAUUGGUUUGAUGGUAAGGAUUUUAGUGGAAAUCCUAUCAAGGUGUCCUUCGCUACCCGCAGAGCUGAAUUUGGACGCGGCGGCGGCGGCAGCAUGAGAGGGGGUCGUGGUCGAGGAGGGCCGAUGGGCCGUGGGGGAUUCGGAGGGGGAAGAGAUGCUGGUGGUUUUCCAGGCAACAAUGGUGGUGGCGGCAGCGGUGGCCAGCAAAGAGCAGGAGACUGGAAAUGUUCAAACCCAACUUGUGGUAAUAUGAACUUCUCGUGGCGAAAUGAGUGUAAUCAGUGCAAAGCUCCCAAACCGGAGGGAAGUGGAGGAGGAAUGCCACCGAUGGGAGGUGGUUUUGGUGGAGACCGGGGCAGAGGCGGUUUCGAUCGAGGUGGUUUCCGUGGCCGUGGUGGCGAUCGAGGGGGCUUCAGAGGAGGGAGGGGAGGUGACCGCGGAGGAUUUGGAUCUGGCAAGAUGGACUCAAGGGGUGAACACCGACACGACCGCAGAGACCGGCCUUACUAAUGGGAGCAAUUCUCUUUUGACUUUAAUUCGAUGUGGGACCAGUAUUCACUCCACUUCAACAUGUAUUACCUUGUUGCUCAUGUUUUGUGUUGUAUGUUGACAAAAAAGUGUUUUUGUUUUAGUUCCGGUAAUAUGAUUUUUUUUUUUUUGUGUUCUCUCUAUUCUGAUAUUCUUGAUCAGUAAUUUUGUUUUUUCUCUCUGAAUUCGCUGGUGUUUAAAUCACAGUUGUAAUAUUUGUGCAGUUUAUUAAAUGUACUUCCUUUGAA